UCAGCUGGUCUGGAGGGAACUGCUGCGAACUGUGCUGUGCUGUGGAAUACCACGUGAUUGGCUGGACCAAACUCCUCAUAGCCGUGCGUCUGUGCAUUCUCCUCGUGUCGGUGUGCGUGCGGUUUCACGGUGUGCCAGAUUCCAGGACCAUAUAUUAACAGAACACAAAAUCCCGGGGUGGGUAAAACCCGGACGCUGAUUGCUGAUAACGGAAGGGUGUGCACUGGUGUGAUGCCGGUGUGAUGAUCUCGAUCGAUCAGUGCUACUCAUCGUCCCGAUUCGCUCUACCGUCGACGAAGAAUGGAAUCGUUUCCGAGCUGAGCUGGAGAAAGUCGUGUUUUCUGUGCGUUGGAUUUGGUUAGGAUCCUCCUGAUCCUCACUAGAGUGUGUGCGUUGGAAAGGACUAAUUAAGGACUAAAGAAGAUCAAGAACAAUUUAAAAACACAAUCAAAGGAAAGCGUGUGCGCGUGUGUGCUUUGGGGGAUAAUCGAGAACGAUCAGGAAAGUUGGCAGAACGUGACGGCAGUGACCAUGCACCUCGGACUAGCAGAUACCUCUCUGUUGCUAGUGUUGAUCAUGAUGCGUACGCAGGUGUGCCACUGCCUCCGGUACACCUGUACCGUCGGCUCCGAUGGGUUCUGCAUCUUCCAGGGUGUUCACAUCGAGACGGCCGAACAGGCGCAGGAAGUGCAGCUGGAACCGCCGGCUGCCGCGACGGAUGUGAGCGUACCGGUGACGCGCGUCAAGUUCCGCGAAUCGAGCAUGUUCGCGCUACCGAUCCGGCUGUACGAUGCAUUCCGGCAGCUGCAGGAGCUACGCGUCUGGUGGAUGCAGCUGCACAGUAUCCACAUCGGUGCCCGGUUGCUGACACUCGAUGCGGAGAAGAACCGCAUCAGCAGCAUCACGUCCGAUCCGGAGACGGUGCCGUUGUUGCGUAAGCUCGAGCUGAGCCAGAACCGGCUACGCAACAUUGACAACAUUUCGCACUUUGAGCACCUGGAGGUGCUCGAGCUUGGCCACAACGAUCUCCGGACGCUCGAUCUGUGUGUGCUGCAGCGAAUGCAGCGGCUACGGUUGCUCGAUCUGUCCAGCAACAAUCUGGCGCUGGUGAAGAGUUCGCUCGGGCACGAGAAACUGCCGGCGUUGACAGUAUUAUACCUGAACGAUAACCGGCUAACGUAUCUCGAUCUGGGCAUCCUCCGUGCGAUGCCCGCCCUCGAGAAGCUUCAUCUCGCCAACAAUGCGCUGGUGUACGUGGACAACUACGACAACCUGCCGGCCCUGUUGCCCCGGUUGCGGUCACUGCAGAUUUAUGAGAACGAUUGGCAUUGCGAGGCACUGACGGAUGUGUUGGGGCAGCUGCGUAAGAUGGGCGUGCAGGAGUACAAAGCGUACAGUGCGUUUAAUUGUAAAGAUCGCUCGGUCGAGGGCGUAUGCUGUACCGACAACAAACCGUUCGCACUCGUACGGAAAUCGCACCAGUACAUUAGCAACUAUGCGACGGAGCUGAAUGGGCAUGCGCGCUAUCUGGCCAGGGAGCUACACCGGACGCGCCACGAGUUGCACCGGUUGGUGGCGAGCGAGAACUUUACCCAGACCACUCUGCAGAUGCUCGGCGAUGAGGUGGACGAACUGCGGUCCCAGCUGUCCGAUCUGGUGAUGGAAGGUGGAGCAGCCCCAGCCCCGGGUAACCGAGGGAAAGCGAAUGGCGGACGGAACGGUGUGGCCGGGGAUCAGCCUCAGACGGUCGAGCGGUUAGCGAGCGAACUGGCCAAACUGCGGCGCGACUACCAGAAGCUUACGGGCGAGAACCAAAUGAUGCGGCAACAGGUGCGACAGUACGAGCAGCUGAAGCAAGAGGUCAAUCAGCUCCGGGAAUCGUCGGACGAUACGAAGCUCGAGCUGCAGCUACUCAAGGAGCAAAAUGCGCUGCUGCGGCACGAUCUGCAGAAGCUACAACAACUGUUCAGUCUCGGUGCGAACGUCUGACGACGCACUGAGUAAACUGUGGGUGAUGCUGUUGCUGCCAUCCUGCCACCCCCACUGUCUCCUUCUCCCUCUUUCUCUCGCUUUCAUUGUAUCCCUAUCUCUACUAGCUCUCUCUCUCUCUCUUUUUUUAUUUUUUAUAUAUAUAUUUAUCUCUCACUUCUUCUCGAUCAAACGUAAUCUCGUCCGCGUGGAGCUUCCUCGUUGGUUCCACAAUCUAGUUAAGACCCUCGCAUAUCUCUAGCUCUUUCUUUGUUUUACACCAAGAAAAAGAUAGAGGCGAACAGAGCGAGAGAGGGAGAGACAGGUAGCAAGAGAGAUAGCGGAUAGACAACAUGAAAGGAGAGAGAAAGAGAGAACGAGCAACGAGAACUCUUCUGCGAGGCUGGGAACGCCUAGCGGACUUAUCAGGCUGGGCUUACUAGGCAUUCUCACUCGAUUGGAGACCUCAACUUACUCAAAUUGUAGACCCUUAGUGUCCCCUUUUCCUUUAGCACGGUAUCAUACGGUAUCCUAGGCGGCUGGAAUCCGCCCCCCCCCAUCCCCCUCAAAAACACAGAAGGAUCACCGGGGUACCGUGGUCCAUACCAAAGAAGCGCGAUUACGCUGAACCAGGCAUCAAAUUUAGUUCCUUUGUAAUUGAUGCGUACGUGUGCAUGCGAGUGUGUAUGUGAGGGCACAUUAUGGUGUGCCAUUGAAUGUAUGUAUGAGUGCCGGUUGUGUGAUAGAGAAGAGCGAAGCACCAGCAGCAGCAGCAGCAGCAGCAGCAGCACCACCCAAGAGAUUGAAACGUCACAGAUCCAUUAUGUCACUUUAGCGAUCAGCAGGCAAGCGGCUGAUUCAAUGCGAUGUGAUUGAGCGAUGAUGAUGGUUGCUGGCGCGCUUCACCGCAGGCAGAGGCACAGCCAAGCCAAGAGGUCACUCAUCACCGCCAGUCUAGAGUGAGAUGUUUGUGAAAACAUCUUUCGUUUGCCGCUGUUCCUGCUGCCUGCGCUGUCAUGUCAUUGCUGCUACUGCUGCUGCUGCUGCUACUCCUUCGCUGACGUCACAAUCGAUUGGUUGUGACGUGAUGGACAGUGGGCCAUAAAGCGCCGAAUGUGUAGAGUCAGGUAUAGGCUUAUAGGAGCACCAAACAAUUCACGACAGGAUUCGCGAUCCAUUUAGGCCAUUAAGCUAUUUAUUGUUCCAAGUAGCAUAAGUAGUGUCCACACACUCGCCGGUACACGCAAUUUAUCAUUGACUGAUGAAUGAUGAUUAGCAGUAAUUAACAGAGCUUAACAGAAAGUGAAUGAAAGAGUCUUUAGCACUAAGAGAACUCGCAACGGAAGCUGCUCCUAACCGAUCCUCCAAUGAUAACGGCGCCUGCCAUUACUUAGAAGUAACACUGUGUGUACGUGUUUGUGUUUAGUUGUAGCAUGUA
Molecule: messenger RNA, 3406 nt
Organism: Anopheles aquasalis
Lineage: Eukaryota; Metazoa; Arthropoda; Insecta; Diptera; Culicidae
Molecular function (GO): protein binding
Source: RefSeq, a predicted model, not a curated record